This is a messenger RNA of Folsomia candida, 3816 nucleotides long. RefSeq names its product muscarinic acetylcholine receptor M5. Gene Ontology annotation, molecular function: G protein-coupled receptor activity. Lineage: Eukaryota; Metazoa; Arthropoda; Collembola; Entomobryomorpha; Isotomidae. The record is from RefSeq and is a predicted model, not a curated record. The transcript has 5 exons. Gene Ontology annotation, cellular component: membrane. Gene Ontology annotation, biological process: G protein-coupled receptor signaling pathway. The coding region runs from base 1117 to 2916 and encodes 599 amino acids.
UGCAAUAAUUUUAGUGCAUACAUAUGCAAAUACAUAUUUUAAAAGUUUUGAAUGCUAUCUUUACGAGAUUGAAUGCACACCUUUCCCUUCACAAAGCUCUCGUAUCAAAGAGAUUCGUGGGAAGUUGUGAACGAUUCCCACAGUUCAGUAAUACCACAUAGAUUGAGGCAAAUAACGAAAGAAAAUCCCGAAUCCGGGUAAACUGGUCUCAGUUCAUGCCUGAGCGUCGGUGGUGUGAGAUUGCUGUGAGUAGUUUACUUUGGGAAAAGUGAGAUUUAUUUUGAAUUCUCCAAGAGCUUUUUGAAGAAAAAACUCAAUCUGUCAAUAAAAUUAGAUUACAUUACCCACUACCUGCCAAAGGAAGACUCGAGUACUCAGAACCUCAAACGUGAUAAGUGUCAAAGCCAGUUGAUCCCUUCGUUACUCGUCGCUCCUUAUUCACGUCAGUUGAGUGAUGGAAAACACAAGUUGAGUGUAUAAAUUCUUUUGACUUUCAACUUGAGAAAUUGCCGUUUUGAUGGGUUUGGACAUAUCCAAGUCUCUUCAAAAAUAGAACACGCAAGAUUCCCUUAAUGAAGCUUAAUCCUGCUUGAUACUGCGGAUUUAUCAAAUCCUUGGAUGACGAAAAACCAAGCGUAACGAAAUUAUUGACAGAUCCUCCAGCAGAAUUAUCAAAUAUCAGUGGUGCAUUUUUUGUCCUAGCGUAGAACCUACAAACAUAGUAAACUCGAAGCAAAUAGUGAGUUCAUCUCUGACAAGAAAGGUCACGGUUGUCAACUUGUAAGCCGCUACAUAUAGUAGUAUAACGUUAGUUCAGAAUAAAAUAAUAAAACAAAUUUAUGUGCUAUAUGAACAAACCCUGUCAGUAUUAUUACCUGCCGACCACUCAGAUACUCAUUCUUCCGUGUUCAACCUAAAAGAAGAGAUCAAAGCAAUCCAAUUAAUUGAAAGCUUUAAAAGUCUAAAGUACAUUUAUGCAUAAGUAGUGCUAAAAAUUAAGUAUUAGAGUUUGUCCAAGAAUUAGAGGUAGUAUAAUUAAUCAACCUGUGACUAUUAACUACAGCAGUUCAAACAAGCAUACCACGUUCAUGAAAACCUGCCCAAACCUUUAAAUAAAUGAUGGAUGACGCUUCCGCUGAGACGUUUCUUUCGCAAGAAGUCGGCUCUAUGGAUUUUCGCCAAGAAGAUGACUCCCUGCAGGCUGCUGUUGGCACCGGUAGCUGGUGGUUGUCCGCAACCAUGUCUUCUCUGUUAAUGGAAGAGGACCCUUCGGACAACUUGGCCUCUGACACUUACUUCUCCACCAGUAAUUUUACAAACUCUUCUUCAAACAAUUUCACAGAGUUCUCUGAAAUGCCCAAAGAAAUGAGAGAAAUGUCUCAAAGUGCAAGGACGAGUGUGCUUAUCUACUCGAUAAUUUGGAUCAUUGCAUCCACUGGAAAUCUAACAGUGUUUGCCUCUUGCUACCGACAGUAUAAGAAGCACAAGAGUCGAAUCACUCUUCUAAUCCUUCACCUUUCUGUGGCAGAUCUCAUUGUGACUUUCUGCCUGAUUCCAAUAGAGAUUGCUUGGCGUAUGACUAUUCAGUGGUAUGGGGGCAAUAUACUGUGCAAACUCUGUCAAUUCAUGCGAGCAUUCGGACUUUAUCUCAGCUCCAUGGUUUUGAUCUGUGUAAGCUUUGAUAGAUUUUUCUCCAUCCUAUUUCCACUCAAAUUUGCAGGUGGGAAGCACAGGGUCAAGGUCAUGCUGGGAUUGGCAUGGGUCGCAUCUGUGAUAUUUUCUCUGCCACAGGCUAUCUUCUUCAGUGUAGAAACUCAUCCAAAAUUCAUAACAUUCCGGCAGUGCGUCACUUCAUCAUUCCUCUCUUCCCCUGAGGACGUCCGAAUGUACUCCAUUUUCUCCGUGUCUGCCAUGUACUUUGUCCCCUUGCUCGUGAUAAUCUUUACAUACACGGCGAUCCUGUUGAAAAUUAUACGAAAAUCGAGGCAACAACAAAGUAACAAUGCACUUUCCCACCCAAUCUCGACCUCAGCAACACCUCCGAUAAACAACAGCAACCCAGCCAGCAAUGCUCUGCGACGAGUAAACUCAGCUUCAGCGUCUCAUUCCAUGUCAGCAAGCACAUCACUUCCGAUUAAUCCCAAUCUGAGAGUUAAUCCGAAUGGUGGCAAUGCAAGCAGAGAUUCAAUUGGGACGUUUACACCAUCGCCCAGCUCCAAGGUUGCUACUGCACUGCGUUUCAACUUUAGCCAAUCUUCUAUUGAAAGAACACAGAAUCGGAGUGCAAGUGUUCGAUGGAGCCGUGGAACCUUCUUAAAAGUCCCUGGAGAGGACGAUUGCCAGAAUACUGGAUGUGCAUGUGUUGCUGACAAUAGUACAUCCAACCCUAACAACCAAUGUCACUGCCAACUUAAAGGACAGAACGAUAUUGACGAAUCUCUGGAUGACUCCUCAACUUCAAUAUCGAUGAACCCACUGACCCCAAUCAGUGUUCCUAUGGCAAGCACUAAUAACGAACAGCUAUCGAGGACCAUGUCGAUGCGAAGUAAUGGGAAGACGCAGCUCAUUCUGAGGAUGAGCAGUAAUGCCACAUCAAAUAUUACCAGGGCCAAGAGCCGGACCUUGAGAUUGACAAUCGUCAUCCUUCUGGUAUUCAUCCUAUGUUGGACCCCGUACGUCGUGAUGACACUAUGGUACUGCUUUGAUUGGGCAACGGCACAGAGGGUCGACCAACGCAUUCAAGAUGCCCUGUUUAUGAUGGCAGUUGCAAAUUCUUCUGUAAAUCCUCUGGUCUAUGGCAGCUUUAGAAAAAAUUGCUGCGGUUUGACGAAAAGAAUGAAACGAAAUAAAUCGCGAAAGGAUGUCCGGCCCAGCACGAUCAAGGAAGCAUUGGAGUCACAAGCGUCCAACAACUGAGGUGAAAACGGUCAUUGUCUGAAAGCUAAUAUUAAUAAUUCCACUCGAAGAAAAUGAUGAAUUAUCUAUUAAGAUUAACUAAGGGUAUACUGGACAUUAGCAAAAAACUAUUUUGUAUGGUCCAAUGUUAAAGAUUAAAUUUUAUUGAGGUCAAUAUUUAUUAUUGUUACACCGUGCAAGAUAGUUUUCUUAAAACUCAACAUACUCUUAUGGUAGAAUAUUAUGUGGAAUGUUACAUAAAUGCAUGCUCAAAUCAGGGCAUUUUCCACAAUUUUUCAAUAAUGUACAUAUAUUUCACCAUGUAAUAAAAUUUGUAUUAAAGGACCGUAUGCUCUAUUGUGAAAUGGAAAACAUUACAGAAAUGAGAAAUAUAACAUUUUGUGGUAUUCAACUGAUGAUAAACUACAAAAUUAAAUAUUUUAUGUGAUAUUGAAACGAAUUUUAUCUGUGCAUAAAAAUAUACAUUUUCAUGUCUAAACAGUAUUGUGGAUGUUGAUCAAGUGUUACCAAAUAAGUGUAUGCAUACAUCUAUAUAUCUAUUCAGUAGCUGCUUAAAGACUUAUAAAUUGAGUGUUAUACACACAAAAAUGUUUUACCUUAGAAUUAUUAAAAUAAUUACGACACCAUGUAUUGAGUUGUGCAUUUAUCAAUAUCAUAUUACUGUUUAUUUUUUAAUGUUCUCUCAUCCGAAAUAUUUAACUUAUGUAAGACAUGUAUAAGUAAAUUACUAUAAAUAUAUAUAUGAACGUACAAGUAUGUACUACCACAAGUAUUUAUCUAAAUGUAUUAUUUUCCAAACUCAAUUGCAAUAUUUGCUACAAAUAAUUUUAAAUAUGUAUUUCCCUAACUAUUUAAAUGUAAUAAAACGCCAAAAAAAUCCCAGUAUAUUUGUCCAAAAAA